UUUGCAGAAUUCCUCGAGGAUUUUCUAAAUAAAGCAUUUUUAAAAUGAGACUAAAGAGACUCGAUAUGAUGUUUCUUGUCGGCAUCACCCAGAUUGCCACUGCUCUCCUCUUUAAGUAUUCACCUGCUCAGAGUUCUUCUGAGGCCAGCGGAUCCCACAGCACGGGAGUGGUGCGGUUCCAGGAGGUGUGGGGGCAGAGCCAGUGUCGCACCAUGGAGAAGCUGGUGGAGGUGGUACACGAGUACCCGGGGGAGGUGGAGCACAUCUUCAAGCCCGCCUGCGUGCUGCUGUGGCGCUGCGCCGGUUGCUGCACCGACGAGAGCUAUGAGUGCUACCCCACACUAACCCAAAACAUCACCAUCCAGCUGCUGAAGAUCAAAGCAGCAGGCGAAGACAGAGGCUAUGUCGAGAUGCCAUUUAUGGAGCACCAAACAUGUGAAUGUAGGUAA
This is a messenger RNA of Megalops cyprinoides (Indo-Pacific tarpon), 449 nucleotides long. Its product is annotated as placenta growth factor-like. The transcript is spliced from 4 exons. The coding region runs from base 45 to 449 and encodes 134 amino acids. Lineage: Eukaryota; Metazoa; Chordata; Actinopteri; Elopiformes; Megalopidae. Gene Ontology annotation, molecular function: vascular endothelial growth factor receptor binding; chemoattractant activity; growth factor activity. Gene Ontology annotation, biological process: induction of positive chemotaxis; sprouting angiogenesis; vascular endothelial growth factor signaling pathway. The record is from RefSeq and is a predicted model, not a curated record. Gene Ontology annotation, cellular component: membrane.